Messenger RNA from Leishmania braziliensis MHOM/BR/75/M2904, 468 nucleotides. RefSeq names its product putative heat shock protein 20. Bases 1 to 468 code for a protein of 155 amino acids. Gene Ontology annotation, biological process: response to salt stress; protein folding; response to hydrogen peroxide. Lineage: Eukaryota; Euglenozoa; Kinetoplastea; Trypanosomatida; Trypanosomatidae. The transcript has a single exon. The record is from RefSeq and is a predicted model, not a curated record.
AUGUGGAGCCCAAACAACAAAGGAGACUCGCUCAGCAACAGCGACGACGGUCUCUUCCCCUUUCUCUUCCCUUUUCCUGAUCUACGUCCACUUCAAAUGUUCAACACCUUCUUCUCCUCCCGCUCGCGCGGGUCGUGGAUUCCAGCGGUCGACUUAUCGCAGCAGGACGAUGGCUAUACCCUCGUUGCUGACUUGCCGGAGGUGAAGAAGGAGGACUUGCGCGUGUACACGGAAAGUGCGAGCAUCAUCUGCAUCUCUGGCAAUCGCAAGAGCGUCUUAAAGCAGGACGAGCGCCAGCUACUUGUUGCAGAGCGCGGCUUCGGCCGCUUUGAGCGCUGCUUCGAGCUUCCCACUUCCGUGGACAACAGCAAAAUCAAGGCCACCUUCAACGAUCAUCAGCUGAGUGUGUCCAUUCCAAAAAUGCGCAACACAAAGUCUGGAGCGUCCAACUCAGUCACCAUUGACUAG